AUGGACGUCCGUCAAAUCGAAAUUUCCCUCAGCGAGAUCAACGCUCAAAAGACCGUGAAUCAAAGAGUUGUGAAGACCGUGAAAAGAUGGUGGCAGAAAAAAGGCCUCACGGAAUUCUCGAAGAAAACAGCUCCUUUGGUUUCAUUCAUCCACAACAAGAUGCUUUACAAAGCGUUCAACGUUGCCAAUGAUCAAGAAAGAAGACUUGAUGACGAAAUUCAAAAGCUGAACGACGAGCUUCCGUCAUUCAUUUCCCUGCACCCAGCGGUGAGUAACGUUUUCAUUCAAGAUCAACAUUUUUCUGGUUGCAGUUGAACGUGACGUCGGAUGUUGUUGUCGACGAGGUCGAUACUUCUUCUUUCGGAUACAUAAGGGAAAUCGCUUCGGAAGUUCAAGUGCUCAUGAUGGACUACAAAGAAGCUGACCGAAAGGAAAGAGAAGCGCACGCUAAGGCGAAAACCUUAUGCGAGCAGUACAACGAGCAGAGAAGAAUCAUGAAAGAGACUCCGUCGAGUCUCACUUGGCAACGAGCAGAAGCUCUCAGAGACGAGUUCCACAAAAUGGAAUCUUCCAAGAAAGAUUUGUAUGACGCGGAGGCCAAAAAACAAAAAGCAGACAAAAAACUGGAGGAGUUUGUCCUGGGCAAACCGGUGAGUCCAAUUGAUUCUUGGUUGUGUCGAAAAACCUUUUUGAUUACAUGGAAAACUCGACAAAAAACUAGUAAUCUCAAUAUGUUCUUUGAUUUUGAUUCGAAAAAUUUGCAGAUGAUUACUUCCGCCGAACGCGAUCCUACUAGACUGGCGCUGGAGCGAUACAAAUUUUACCUUUUCAACAAGGUAAUUUUUUGAAUGAUCGGAAGAGGCAAAAGUCAAGCAGUGCUUAAUUCACAAGAACUCACUUCUUUUCAUGAGAAUUUUCAGAGGGAGGGCCGGGCUUUUCGAAAGAAGUCUCCACUUGCUCGAAAUCAAAACUUUGCAAUAAAAAACAAGGUUAGUUUUGAUUUAAUCAGAAACUCAAGUUAUCAAAAAAUGAAAACAUAUUCUUUGCAAAUCUCGAAAUUGCAGGUUAUCGUUGGCCCUGCGUCUAACUGGCCCGCUUUUGCGUUGCAUUCAGCGCCUCCAGCACCGCCCAACGAGCAAUCAAAAGUUGCAAUGAACUCAGGUUAGAUUCUCAUGAAAAAAAUCUUGAUAAAUUUUUUUCCCUUGUAGGUUUUUUUUUAAAGUUUUGUUUUUUUUUCCAUUUCAAUUCGCCGUGAAUGAACUUUAAAUUCAAAAUAGCAACUUUCAGCCCCUAAGCCACCUAAACUCCAGCGCCAACACCCUCUGAGAACGCUUUGGAUAAAUAACGUGCCCGCUAGCUGGCAAUCCAAGAGGAUCUUUUUGAUGUUCGAGGUCUGUUUUCCCAAACUCAGUCCUUCAAGAAACGAAUUAUCUCACAGAAGAUGGGAAUUUCCCCUAAGACGAUUAUGCGGUCAGCAGAGCUCGAAGCCGGAGUAAGAUCGACAUUAACUUUAGGCCAAAUUCACUCAUCGAGAAAUUUUUCAGCCUCCAACGCGCCGCAUCGAGUUUCGGACAUUUGCAGACGCCCGACGCGCCCUGUCGUUCAAUGGUAAAUCUGCUGAAAGCGAACCGGAGUACAUUUUUGUCCUAACCUCUGCUUUCGACAGCUUUUCAAGGAAAGAAAAAGGUUGGGAUUUGAUUUUAAAGUUAAAUAAUUGCACAUUUUCCAAAAGUUUGUGAACACUUUUUGAAGAAUUUUUCAUUUUUUUGAUAAGAUAAAUUCAAUGAAAAAAACUUAUGAUUUGUUGGAAAAAAAUAUAAAAACACCUAUUUUGAAUAUUUUUUUUCAGUUCACUUCUGGCGUAAGGGUUUUGAAUUUCUGAAAAAAGUUUUAAACUUGAUAUUAAAAUCGAUUUAAAGAAAAAAAAACAUUUAUCAGUUUUAGCUAUUUUUUUCGAGUUCCCUGGUCAGAUAAUUUUCAUUUUUUUGAUUGAUAACUAUUAUCUAGAACCGAUUAUUGCGGAGGUCAUUGAAGAGCACAAUUCGAACAGAACCCUUUGGUUAAAAGGCGUUCCCUUUGACUGGGAUCCAAAUAUGAUUAAUUGUGUCUUCAACGUAAGUUUUCCUUAUCCCAUUUUUUUGAAAACUCACUUUUUUACAGAGAGUUGGCUACCUACUUGUUACACUUGCCACUGUGGCGUCGAAAACUCAGGUGAAAUCGGCGAAAUUUCCAAACCCUCCAAUACAAUAGUUUUUCAGACAAGGAUGUACGGCAUCGAAUUUGAAACGUUCGAGGAUGCCCAACGCGCUCUGUAUGAGAUGAACGGGAGGAUCUACCCGUACGGCGACUCAGAAAUAUUCAUAAAGCUCAGUAACCCAUACGAUGCAUCGCCUACGAAGUUUGCAGGUUCGGAUCUGAAAACAUUGACAAAAUGAAAUAAAUUUCAAAGUUCUGGGGGAAGGGUCUAUUUUUCAUAUAAAAAUUCAAUCAGAAAAAAGUGGAUCAUAUCAACUUUCACGAGAUCUUAACUAAUUCAUAACAUUUUCUUGUUAUUUUGAAUUUUUUUUUAAGCAAAAAAAGAAUUGAACAAUCUGUUAAAUUAAAAAAAAAACUGUUCCCCUCUUGUCUGUGAAAAAAGUGUACUGGUUUGAAUAAUCCCAAUGUACUUUAACGUAUCGACGCGUGAUUUUUUUUUAUAUGAGUUGAUGAAAGCGAAAAUACUCAGGAGGGAGCCUUACGGACACCGUAAGUAGGCAGGACGCCCUGAGAACGCUUUGGAUAUGGAACCUGCCACCCGGCUGGAGUAUCCCCAGAAUCAGUUCCUAUCUCGAAGUGAGUCCACCUCAUACCAUUUCUUUGAAAACCCACUCGAUUUUUUCAGGGAGAAGGCUUCAAACUCGAUAGUGUAAUCCAGCCGAACUACGAAGGCAGGGUAAGAUUAACAAUACGUUUCGCCUAAUGUUUUAAAACACUGACUUUUCAGAACGUUGAUUUCUGCGUUGAAGCUGAAACUCACGAAGAAGCUAAGAAAGCUGUGGCGAUUCUCAACGAAACGCUCGUUCCAAAUGAAAAAUCGGAGGUGCUUUUCGACACUUGCUUCGCUUUUGACUGUCCCGGGUUGGUUUGCUCUGAAAAUGCUCAUCAAAAUUUUUGUCAGGUUCGCGUACACUCUGGUGAUAAUGAACCUUCCUGCCGGCUUCAGUGUUCCGGACGUCGCCGAUGUUAGUUGAACUUUUUUCAAGUUUCCUAUUUUCGGAAAAUACACGGAAACAGAUUUUCAGAACAAAUUCAUAACUGAGGAAAAAAGACUGAACACAGUGAAAAAAAUAAUAAUACUGGGUAUUAAAAACUUGGAUUCAUUUUUUUUGGAUUUUUUUAACUCUCUUUUUGUUGAGACUGCAUGAUCUUGAAAAUGUUCCAGGCCUUCAAAAAGGUACCCGUCAUUCCGUGGAGCGGACGUCGAACGAGACUCUAAUGGGUACCUUACUGGCAGGACUUGGAUUGAGUUUGGCGAUGUGAAGGACUGGCAUUUGGCCUACGUGAGUUAGAUCUUCUUAUACUAAAGUUUCGACAUUUCCGAAAGUUAUAGGAUUCUUCUGUGAUUUAUGAAAAAAAUGACUUUUUUUAAAUUUUUUUAUUCAAUGAAGAGUUCAGAUGGAUUUCAACCACCUGAGGAUCCGCGAGUUCGUCCGCUUGCAAUUGCGCAUGAACGUGAAAUAUGCCGCGCCCGACCAAAGAAAGUCGCUCGUAAGUUUAUAAUUCAAAAUAAACUGAAAAACUUUUGAUUCGAGAAAGAAAAAUUAUUCGCGGUCAAUUAUUAUUUCCUCUCUCCAUCUUAGGAUCUCCUUCAAAAAAUAAUGGAAAUCCUUUCAUUUCCCAAAGUCUCGCUCGUUCAGACCCCAAGUACCGAACAACAUUUCAAGCGCGAAUCGAUAACUCCUGCUCCAAUUGAACACGAGAUCCGCGAAGACCGGGCGACUUACACUCCCAUUCCGCAAUACCCAUCGGUGAGCAUCAAAAAGUUCAUCCAAAAAACCUCAUCAAAUAAUAUUUUUAGUUUGAACACUCAAGAAUCUUCUGGCACGAUCUGUUUCAAAAAAAUCAUGAUUGUGAAACAAAAAAAUAGAUUAUUCUGAGAAGUUUUUAAACGAUGGAUGAAAGAUAUCUUCUACCAAAAAUCAGAUAUAUAUUUUCAUCUUUACAGUUUUCUUUCAGACGUCGCUCGUAAAUGAUCCUCAACGUCAUGACUCAACUCCGCCCAAUCAGGCCAAUGCUGAAGAUCGGAUGUCGGACGACCUGUGGCCGCAACUCCUUUCAGUAAAAAUCAAAAUUUUCUCCCAAAAAAGCUUGUUUGUUUGAGAAUUGAUUAAAAUCUACUGGAGCGAUUCGUGUUUCAAAAGUUUUUAAAAAAAGUUAAUUCAUUUCUGGGAUCAAAUUUUUUUCGAAAGGUUUUUUUAUUGAUGAAUGGAAGAUAUCUAUUCAAAAUAAAUCGACUAUCCUCAUCUUUACGGUUUCGUUUUUUCAGACGUCGCAAGGGAUCAAUCCUGAACAGCAUGUCCAUAACUCGGCUUCUCCCAUUGGAGUCUAUCCGGUGGAAUGGAUGACGGAACACCCGUGGCCGCAACUCCUUUCAGUAAGAAUCAAAAUUUUCUCCCAAAAGAGCUUGUUUGUUUUGAGAAUUGAUUAAAAAUCUACUGGAGCGAUUCGUGUUUCAAAAAAAUUAUAAAUAGUUAAUUCACUACUGGAAUCGGAAAUUCAAAUUUUUUUGAAAGGUUUUUUUAUUAAUGAAUGAAAGAUAUCUAUUCAAAAAUGAAUCGACUAUCCUCAUCUUUACGGUUUCGUUUUUUUCAGACGUCGCAAGGGAUCAAUCCUGAACAGCAUGUCCAUAACUCGGCUACUCCCAUUGGAGUCUAUCCGGUGGAAUGGAUGACGGAACAACCGUGGCCAAAACUCCCUUCAGUAAGAAUCAAGUUUCACCUGAAAAAACGGUUUUGAAAAAAGCUUCUUGUAUAAAAUUAAUCAAAAUCUACAAUCAAGUGAGAAUCGUUUUAUAUAAAAAAAGACUGGAUCAUGUUUUUUUUUCAAAUCUUUUUCUGAUACACGUUAACACUUGAAGGGUUCGCUAAACGGGAAGAACUCCACUGAACUUGUUUAAUAGUGUAAAUUUUUUUCUGAACAGUUCUGAUUGAAGGAUGGAAGAUAUCUUCACGUAGAAAAAAACUAUUGUUCUCUUCAAUAUUCUGCUUUUUCAGAUCCCCGCAUUUUUAUUCCGUGGAAAAAUCGAAGUUUUUCACUUAAAAAAAGCAAUCUUGAAAAACCUUAUUCUGCUAUAAAAUAUACAAAAAAAUCUCCAAGAUAAAAAAAUUUUUACAUACUCUUUUUUUCAUAUUUCUGACGUUACAGGAUCAACAGCCCAGUAUUUCUGAAGUCCGUGCUCCUCAGAACCGAAAUUCCACCGUUUUCCGACUCAUUGUGUCUAAUAUCCCUGUUAAGAUCCCCAAAGAUGCUCUGUGUGCGGUGAGUGAAAUCUCUUUUCUGCAUUUAUAAAGGAUUUUCAAAUUCCAUUUCACGAGGUGUCAUUUGAAGUAAUCAAACUUUGUUACAGUUUUCGUUAUAAUGGAACUCAAAAACUAUUUGUUCUCGUCAAAUAGAUCUCUUUCAUCAUUAUCUACAUUGCUUUUCAAAGCGUUCUGGAGCUUUAAGUUUACAAGAAACAGAGAAGCAAUCAAAGUGGACUAAUUUCUUCACGCUGCAGUCUCACUUUCAUUAAAAAGUUUCUCUCAUCAUGAACAUCAUUUUGGUUCUAUCAACCAACUAAAUAAAAAUUAAUUUUUUUUUCUUUCGGGCAUUUAAAAUCUUGAAGGAAUUUUUCUCAAGAAGCAUAACUUUGAUGUUCCAGACGUUCAUUGCAAACUACCCUUCUUUCUGUGGUGUGAGCAUUAAAUUGAGCCCAGACGGAGUUUCAAAGAGAGCCGUCGUUACCUUUGGAGACAGAAACGAGUGUGAAAAGGCCUACGUGAGUUUGAUAAACUAUCCUAACAAUUAGGGCAAUCAAAAAGCUAGAAAAUCUUCUCAAUUCGAACAUAUAAUAAAGGAAUGUUGUUUAAUGAAGAAUUCAGAUGGUGCACCGGAACACGGUACUCUGCUCGCGGAAACUGAGAAUCCGCUUCGAUGCGGAUCCAGUUGGAACUGAAUCGAACAUGGCUUUGGUGAGUUUCAAGUAUUUGAAUUCAUAUUUCACUUGGUUACAUGAGACAUGAAACACACUAAAAGGCACAUAGCCUUAAUGAGUUUUGAUUGGAGGGGGGUUUUCAUAGACCCUAAUGAGCAAAUUUCAGCAUCAGAAAGGUUAAAAAAACCCAGAAGGCUCAUCAACAUUUUGAAAAAAAUAGAUGCGAAAUAAAAAUUUUGCAGAAAGGCUCCAAACUUUGGCCAUAGGCUCCACAAGCGUCUUUUUUCGGAAGAUCAUUACUUAUUUUUUAUUCUUCCGCUUUUCCAGAUCCCCCAGGCCAAAAAAAAUCCCGCCGCCAGCUUGGUACCUCUCGACCCUUACCGUCGUGAUUAUCAGGAAAACGAGACUACUCCUCUUUUUACUCCGGUGAGAAUCAACAAUUUCACACAGAUGAGCCUAGUUGAAUUUUUUCAUCUGAUUGUAAAGGGAAACGAAUCUUCUGGGACAGUCGGUCAAUAUAUUUUUGACUUUUUUUUUUCAUCUAAAGCUAUAAAAAGGGUUCCAUAAAGCCUCUGUUUAAUUCCAAUAAAAAAAAUUAGCUGCUGUUCUAGAUCAACUUCGUUUUUCAUUUUGCUUGCACGAAUAGCCUCAUAUCAUUCAGAUUUUCAAAUUCCCAAAUGAAAUUCCUGAAAUUUUAGACUUGAAAGGUUGCCGAGGAAAACUCUCUAGCAGCGGAUCUUUUGUCCAAAAAAUAAGCAGUUCUAAUUUUGGAGGCUGUCCGGAUCAGAUCAAAACUGUUCUAGCAAAAUUUCACAAAGUUCGUAACCGCGAACAAUUUUACUUAGGACUUGUUUUAGUUCUUUUUCCUAUCCAAAAUUAUGAAAAAAAGAAAAACUGAAAAAAUCAAUCAAUCAACUUCGAAUUUUCUCAGAUGCGAGCAUUUCACGCGCCUGUCGCAUGGAAGCAUCAGUUCUUUGUGCUCCCGUACUUUUUCUCGUAUGGAGUGGCCUGCAUGCCGAAACUCCCGGAACCGUGCAGCCAAGAAGACGAAGAUGAAGUCAACAAGGUAUAGUCAAUCCAUCCCGACUUGAAAACGAGGGAGGCGGAGAAGUCGGCGGGACGCGUACGCGGUUCUUCGCACAAGUUGGAGUCAAGCGCCACCGACUUUUUACAAAGCUCGGUCACCGCUCUUUUUGUAUCUGUUCUGCUAUUUUUUGAUGUGAAUAGGUAAAAUUCGAUGACCAGUUAAAAAAAUAAAAAUAAAAAACGAGCUCACCAAACAGUCGCCGGCGGUUGACUUUGAAUCGGGCCGAGAACCGCGAAACGCGCCCCGCCCCCUGCCCCGCCUCCCGCGCUUUUCAAGAAGGAAAAAAGUGAACUAUAUCUUUGAGUGUUUUUUCCUGGGAAACUUGAAAGAUGUUUUAUCUUCCAGAAAAAGAAGGAACUAAUACCACGGAAAACCUGGAAAAUCUUUUUUUUUUCCUCUAAAUCAUUCUUCCGUUUCUUUAUUUCAUUGCUGGUUUUUCUUUAAAGAGAGCCAAUUAAAAAAAAAACUUUACGACUUCACGAAGUUAUUCAAAACCGUGAAUACAAAACUUGCAUAUUAUAAAGAACAAUAUCCUUUGACCCUACUUCAACCUUGAGCUUUAUGAAUCUGGUUGAAAUUCAUUUUUUUCCUAAUUGAGUCUAAAUAACUCAAUGGUAACCUUCUACUUAUUGAGUCAAGAAAAUAAGGAUUUAUUUUUUCGAACCCAAUGAUUUCUUAAAAUAUUUCAAAUUAUUUGCUGUUUUUUUCAGAACAAAACAGUGGACCAGCAAGUAAACUUCGACGACAAUGUUGCAGUCAUCCCUGAUGUCAAAAAGCCACGAAAGGUGCCGGCUCGUAAGAAGACAAGUGAGUUUCAUCCGCUACAAAGCUUAUUUUCAGCAAAAAAAGUUGCGGAAGUUUAGUAAAAUGAAUAUUUUCAAAAGCGAAAGUUUGUUUUGAUUUGGGAAGCUGGGAAUAGUGUGAUAAGAAAAAAAUUUGAUUUUUUUCUCCCUAUCUAAAAAUUUUUUUCCACUAGCUUUGAUUAACGUUAUCUUUUAUAUUUUUUUGUGCGACCUUACAUGAUCGUGAUUUCUUUUUUUUCAGAAUGACUCCCUGGACAAAAUGGGGGCCAAUUACAGGCAUAGAAACAAUUUAAAGUCAAAUAAAUAGUUUUGUAUUGUAAAUACAUUUUUACAGUCACCACGCCAUUGAAGAGAAACGUUCCAAGGAAAGCUCAAGCGUCGCCAAAGAAAGAUCAAGCAGCUCCGAAAAAGGAAAAAGUCGCCACGGUCAGAAAAGCGCCGACGAAGAAACGAGAGGACAGAAAAACGGUGAUGAGAGAAAAAGUGGUCGCUGAGGAGGAGUUUCUUCCUGCCCGACGUUCGAUUCGACUGUACGCGAAAAAUACCAGUUAUAAAGAGUGA
Caenorhabditis auriculariae is the source of this 8623-nucleotide messenger RNA. Lineage: Eukaryota; Metazoa; Nematoda; Chromadorea; Rhabditida; Rhabditidae. The record is from the annotation of a GenBank genome assembly.